AAUGCAACACUGCAUACAAUUUGUACUUUCCAAUUGCCAUUUUGUAAGACCAACAAGAUUGACCACUUCUUUUGAUGUUUCCUCCUCUCCUAAAACUAUCCUGCACCAAGACCACCAUGAAUGAAAUCCUGAUGUUUAUAUUUGGAGGCUUUGCUGAGUCAAGCUCACUCAUUACCAUUAUUGUCUCUUACAGCUAUAUUAUAUCAACUAUACUUAGAAUCCGCACCAAGGAAGGAAGGAAAAAGGCAUUUUCAACUUGUGCCUCCCACUUAUUGGCAGUUACCAUAUUUUAUAGCACCAUCCUUUUUAUGUACUUAAGGCCUGCCUCUAUAUACAGCAUGAGCCAGGACAGAGUUGCUUCUGUUUUUUAUAGCAUCAUUAUUCCCAUGGUAAACCCACUUAUCUAUAGUUUGAGGAAUAAAGAAGUAGCUCAGGCUUUAAUGAAAAUUAAAGCAAAAUAUUGUUGUAAAUAA
Staurois parvus is the source of this 473-nucleotide messenger RNA. Lineage: Eukaryota; Metazoa; Chordata; Amphibia; Anura; Ranidae. The record is from the annotation of a GenBank genome assembly.